AUGGAGCUUGAGAUUAACUGUGAUAAGAACACUCGCAUAUGGAGACUUUUCCAACGACUCGACAGAUUGAGAAAAGAUGAAGAUCGUUGUGAUGUUUUAAUUGAGAUUGGAUCUGAUGAAAUCCUGGCUCAUAAGAAUGUGUUGUCUGCAAACUCGGAUUAUUUUGAUAAGAUGUUUGCGCAUGACACGAAGGAAAAACAAUCGGGAAUAUGUGAAAUGAAAGAAGUUGAUGCAUUUCGUGUUAAAAAAUGUGUUGACCACAUGUACAGCUGUGAAAUUGGGGCUCCAUUCGAAAACCUUGGUGAUUUAUUGCAUGUUGCCACAUUAUUGCAACUUGAUGAAGUUUAUAGCGGAAUCGUGGAACUUCUUGAAGUAAAUCUGAGUUCAGAAUCGCUAUUUGAAAUCAAGAAAAUUUCCAAAAUGUUCAAUUUGACAAAUCUUGAAGAAAUCUCAAAGGUUGCUGAUUUUGGUUUUCUUGAUAAACAGGAAAUUGUAAACAUGAUUAAAUCAAAAAAAUUGGAAGUUUCAGAAAAUGUGAAACUUAGUGCCGUAUUCAACUGGAUUAGAUUUGAUUCCAAAAGUCGUAAAAAGUUUGCAGACGAUCUGAUUGGAUUGGUUGAUUUAUCCAAACUAUCUCUUGGGUAUCGAAGACAUGUCAUCGCGAAUGGAGACAUUGUCAGAAAAAAAUGCUGA
Styela clava is the source of this 693-nucleotide messenger RNA. Lineage: Eukaryota; Metazoa; Chordata; Ascidiacea; Stolidobranchia; Styelidae. The record is from RefSeq and is a predicted model, not a curated record.